AUGGAACCAUACCUGCUCACAGCGACCGAGUGUCUGGAGAAAUUCAAGGAUGGCUCCUUGACCGUGGAAGCCUACGCAAGAUCGCUGCUUGCACGCAUAGACCAGCGAGACUCCGCUGUCAAAGCAUGGGCGCACUUGGAUCCCGAGUAUGUCAUAGAGCAGGCUAGAGCCCUGGAUCAAAUCCCUCCCGAGAAGCGAGGGCCCCUCCACGGUGUCUCGGUGGCAGUCAAGGACAUUAUGCAUACAAAACGCAUGCCAACACAACAUAACUCCCCUAUCUAUCAAGGUGAUGCUCCGGAGAUAGAUGCUGGCUCAGUCACUAUCCUUAAGAGAGCCGGCGCGCUUCUCAUUGGAAAGUCAACAACGACACAGUUUGCCUCACCAAAAGAUGGACCACCAACUUGUAACCCAAAUGAUUUAUCCAGAACACCGGGAGGCUCGUCUUCAGGUUCUGCGGCCGCCGUGGCGGAUUUUCAAGUCGCAAUUGGCUUAGGCACUCAGACGGGUGGCAGCACAGUCCGGCCAGGGUCAUUCAAUGGAAUUUACGCCAUGAAGCCUACGUGGAACGCCAUAACUCGAGAAGGUCACAAAACAUACUCGUUAACACUGGACACAAUAGGCUUUUUCGCUCGCUCAGCUGAUGAUCUUGAGCUUCUUGCCAAGGUCUUUGCCUUAGAAGACGAUGCUCCAAGAGAAACAGAAGCUACCAUUCCUAUCCAGCGAGCAAAAUUUGCAAUUGUGAGGACAGUGGUGUGGCCGGAGGCUGGCCCAGGGACACUCGCCGCUAUGGAUAUCGCGGCAAGACUGCUCCGAGAACACGGGGCUGAGGUAGAAGCGGUCGACCUUCUGCCCGAGUUCGAUGAGAUGCCUCGAUGGCACCACAUCAUUAUGGAUACUGAAGCCCGGUCAGCAUUUCUCCCAGAAUACCGGAUUUCAAAAGAGCAACUGCAGCCGUUCAUCACCAACCAUGUUGAGAAUAGCACAAAGAUUUCCAGGGCGGAACAGCUGGAGGCUUUCGACAGAGUCGCAGCUCUUCGCCCGAAGUUUGACAAGAUUGCUGAAAAAUACACCGCUAUAAUCACCCCUAGUGUCAUCGAUGAAGCACCUUUGGGGCAAAAGUUUACGGGGAGUGCGGCCUUUAAUGCCCUCCACACGCCGGUUAUCAAUGUCCCUGGCUUCAAGGGAGAGAAUGACAUGCCAGUUGGGCUUUCGUUGGUGGCAGGAAGAUAUCAUGACCGGCAUCUACUGGCGGUUGCAAAGGAGGUAGGGAAGAUAUUUGAAUCACAAGGUGGUUGGAAACGUCAUUGCCAUGUGUAA
This is a messenger RNA of Clonostachys solani, 1317 nucleotides long. Lineage: Eukaryota; Fungi; Ascomycota; Sordariomycetes; Hypocreales; Bionectriaceae. The record is from the annotation of a GenBank genome assembly.